Trypanosoma theileri is the source of this 4224-nucleotide messenger RNA. RefSeq names its product putative dispersed gene family protein 1 (DGF-1). NCBI's taxonomy places the organism in Eukaryota, Euglenozoa, Kinetoplastea, Trypanosomatida, Trypanosomatidae. The record is from RefSeq and is a predicted model, not a curated record. Bases 1 to 4224 code for a protein of 1407 amino acids. The transcript has a single exon.
AUGAUAAGCACGCUGUUCUUCGAUGAGGUGGAUGCUAGUAGUGCACUGCAUGUGCGCACAACACGGCAGCAUCACAUUGAUGAAAGUAGUGUACAGGGAUCUGUCACUGCAUUUACUAAAAGUUAUGGAAAAGAUACUUUUUGCAGCGGAUCUAUUCCAGUUCCAUCACUGCGGGCUACACUUCUCUGGUGGUUAGAUCGUGAUGCACCGCUAGUACGCAUUCUGCUCACCAGCAACAAUUCACCCGGUGAUGUCAGUUAUAGCUGCCGCAAGAUGACUCUGGAGAUUCCCGCACCACGAGAAUCUAUUAUUGCCUGUGGUGUCACACAUGUUCGGGAAGAGACGAUAUUUGCUCUUACGUGGGUAACUUCAAUGCUUGAGGUGGGUCUCUUACGUGUUCAACUGCAGCGAAGUAGUGAUCAACACAGUCAUUUGUUAUUGGUACCGGAUGGAAAGACGGUGCUGACUUCACGUCUUUCACAAGUGGCUACAUCUUUUGAAAGUGAAACAGGAAGUCCGACUUCAAGAAAUGGAAAUACAGGGAGAGAAAAUGAAACUGAUGAAAGUAUUGGAGUUUCUGUCUCUGCAUGUAUUCUUGCAAGUAUAGCUCCAGAAAAAGUAACAGAUGGAGUACUUUCUGUAAUUGCACUCACCAAUGGUAUUAGCAUUUGGCGUGUGGAAGUUGUUGAGGAUGGUACUUUCACAGAGGAAGAAUUUCGUGAUUUAAAAAGUCAAAACGGUGGUAAUAAGGAUUCUUCACGCAACAGUGGUAUUUCCUCUUGGCUUCCAUCAUGGCCAUGGGAUGGAAAACAGAGGAAAGGAUGUCGUUAUUUAUCUAUCAGUGCAGUUCAACAAACACAGUAUAUUCUUCUUCUUCGUUCUAAUGGAUCAUUAGAGUUAUAUGAUAGUUCUAUGCGUCCUGUGGCCCCAGAUUCUAUUUGUGUUUUAUCAAUGGAAAAUUUUUCUUCUUGCAGAGUUCUGUAUCAAUGGUCUACUUUCUUAGAUGAUGAUGUACAUGUUGUUACAUGCUUUGGAGGAAAAGAAGUUUGUCAUUGUACUUGGUCGCGUAUUCCUAUUAAUGCUAAUGGUGGAAUUCUUCCUCCUGCUCAAUCCAUGUCAAUUUUACCACCUGUGGCAACCAGUUCACCAAUGGGAUGUGUUGCUGUAAAAUCAGAACAACUUGCUAUUCUUUGGUCUGCAGUUGCAGAAGAAGAUGGUUGUGUACGUUCAUCCCUUUCUGUUGGUUCUCUUCUACACAGUACUCAACAAGGUCUGUCAGGAUUUUUACAGAUAAUUACGGCAAAAGAUGAAGUGGAAGCAGAAAUACGUAAUAAACGUGUUGUUUCAGCUCGUUUACUUUUAGAGAAGGUAGACGUUUUCUUUUGUCAUUCACGUCCUCUACAUGCUCUUACUUGUGUAAAAGAUGAACUAGUACUAAUUGAAAACUCAGAAGAAGGUGUACGAGCUCAUGUUUUAAGUUCUGAAAUGAGUCCUCUUGAACGAUUAUUGGAGUCUGCUUUUGCAGUAGGACGACCUGUUGUACCUGCUACUCGCAAUGCUUUACCACUUCCUUCUAUUCAUUUGGUUCCUGCUGUGGUUUCAGAAGAGGUGAAUCAUCCUCUUUGUACAGAUACUGCGGCAUUUGACGAAGGUGUGGAAUUAGCAGCAUCAUGUGCAGAUGGUGCAGAUAACCUCGCUGCACUUCUUAUUAGUACAGUGCAAAGUGUUCCAGUCGCUCUCACAUUGGGAGGAUUUCAACUUUUACGCAGUGCAGCUCAUCUACAGGGUUAUGCUCCAUCUGGUUUUGUGGAUGAUACAGCGAUGAAAACAGCUCUUAAACAUGCAUCAACAAACUUUAAACUUUAUUCACGACAAAAUUCUUUUUGUAGUUUUUCUCGAAGAUUUGUUCAACAUACAAUUUCUCGAGAUUUACUUUCUCGGAUAGCUUAUAUCAUUUGUUCUUACAUUGGAUGGAUUGGAUCUCGACUAGGAUACUCUACUAGCCUAGAAUUACCACGUGUUCGUAUUAUUUUAGAGUUCCUUUCUGCAGCAUAUCAUGCUGUAGGAGUUGCAGGACCUUUUACUGCUACUAUAACUCCUAAUGUACAAGAAACUGUUAUAGCUGAUGUUCUUGAAUUAUUAUUACAGUUUAAUACAGAAGAUGAAAAUGAUGGAAAUGAUGUGAUAUUUGCAGUACAUGUGGCUAAUCGACUUCGAGAGUGUGAUAAAGCACUUGGAAUGAGAGCCUGUGCAACAUGGUGUAAUCUCUUAUCUCGUCGUUAUCCUUGUUUACAACAUUUUCGUAUUAUUCGAGAACUUGAUGUUGGACGAACAGCACGUUCUGGACAAAUUCGUUCCAUGUGCUUAUCAGCAUCUUUUCAUCUAUCAAGUCUACCAGCUAAUAUAGCUGUACCUCUUAUUCUUGAUAGUGGACUUGCUGUAUUUAACAGAGGUGGAACACUUCGUACAGCUUUUGAUAAUGUAACUGUAGAGGAAUGGCAAUUAUUGCUUACGGAUACUUCUCUUAUUGCUAAGGUGUAUCGUGUGGCACUUCUCCGUCGUGUUAUUUAUCCAAGUGGUACCUAUCAUUCAAGUGUAGAUAGUACAUUAGUACGAGAAUUAUUCCUAAAUGAAUUACGAGAACUUGAACAAUAUGUACUAUUUGCUAAUGGAAAAGAUUUUACACGACUACGUCGAGCUCUUAUAGAACUUCGUCUUGAGACACACAUGUUUCUUGCUCGAGCUAGUUUAGAUGAACCAAAUUUUACGGAUAUCUUUCUUUCUCUUGAAGAAGUAUUAAAUUGUGCAGAUGAACUGGAUAUGAGUGCUAUGUACACAGAGCAGGUAAUGCAGGUUGUGGGAGAAGUGGUGGAAUUGGCCUCUUCUUCACAGAAUUUUAUUGAGAUUAUUGUUUCACUCGCACAUACUAGUGCUCAUUUAGACAGUAUUCUCACAUCCAAAUGGUAUGCUUACACUGCACGAUUAACAACAAAAUCGGCAUCAAAGCAAGCAGAUUUAACACGUUUGCGUUCAGCAAUAGGACUUUACCGUUAUCUUUGUAAGCGACACGCUUAUGGUCAAGCUGCUCGUAUGAUGACAGAUCUUGCUACUGUUAUCCGUUGUUCUUUAUUUCGUGCAGGUGCUGUAGAGAUUGUGCUUGAAUUAACUGCCCUUGCAGUAACGGCAGUUGAGUUAAUUGCACCUACUGCACCCUUACAGAUUCAACAGGAAGAAAGGGAUUUAUCAUUAUAUGCAGCGUAUGGUUCUCCUACUUCAUCACGUGCUCCAGAGCAAGUGGUACCUCCUAAAGGACCUUUAACAAGAGAAUAUUUACCUUGGUUGCGUCGUCGUCAUUAUCAAGCAUUUUGUGAAAAGAAAUUAUUGGAAGCAGAUCGACGUGUGGAUUGUACUGAUUUAUGGAUAGAAGAUACACCAAUGUCAACACAUGCAGCUGCGGUGAAAAGAUUUGUUGAAGUUCUAAUGGAAUCACGUUUUUGGACUGAAGCUCGACGUUUUGCAGAGAUGGCCGGUUAUGAUGUUAGUGUUGUUUUACGGGAACAUGUAUUGGAUCUUAUGAUGUGCACAAAUUACAAAACGGAUGAGGAAGCACUUGAAGAAUGGUAUGAAAUGAUUGAAGGUUGUAAAGAGGUUUCUUCACCAUCUAAUAGGUUUGGUCCUUUGCGAAAUACUGUGAUAGCAGCUUUAACUUAUAGUUAUGAAAAGGCACUACCAGCUCUCCUUUGUGCACUUGAACGAUUAAAUCGUUAUGAGGCAAUGCAAGCAUUACUUGAAGUUUUUGAAACACUGCUUCAUAAACGAAUGUUAACAAUGGAUUCUAAAAGAAUAAAGAAUGAAGAAAUAGAUGAUGAACCUUCAUUAAAUGCUGCAGAUAGUUCUGAUAAAAAUAGCAGUAAUAUGGACAAAAAUAACUAUAUUUGCCAUGAUACUGUUACUGCUGCUCAGCCAUGGGUACCAUUGGUAGAUAGUCUCCGCAUUGGGACGACUGUUCUCAUGGACGCUUUGUACGCUAGUGAGAGGAGUGAUGAACUCUGCGAUGCCUCCAUGACGGCUGGAGUGUUUGAUCCAAUGGCCUGCAGGGCGCGUGAACUACUGGAGACUCCAUCUUUACUGGAGCAUCCCUCUCUUGAACAGGCAAGGUCUGUGGCCGAGGCAUUUUUGCGGGCCUUUGAGGAAUUAAAGAGAAACAAGUUGAAGAUGGCGUAG